Puccinia graminis f. sp. tritici CRL 75-36-700-3 is the source of this 966-nucleotide messenger RNA. RefSeq lists its product as uncharacterized. Lineage: Eukaryota; Fungi; Basidiomycota; Pucciniomycetes; Pucciniales; Pucciniaceae. Bases 1 to 966 code for a protein of 321 amino acids. Gene Ontology annotation, biological process: regulation of release of sequestered calcium ion into cytosol. The transcript has 4 exons. Gene Ontology annotation, molecular function: calcium ion binding. Gene Ontology annotation, cellular component: sarcoplasmic reticulum lumen. The record is from RefSeq and is a predicted model, not a curated record.
AUGAUGUUAGCCUUGAUCGGUAAUGUCAAAGAGAGUGCCGAAACCCCUACACCACCUAAGGGCUCACCUCAUGGAUGGGACGAAAGGAAUGGCCACCUUGGUGCAGUGUGGCAGGCGAUGCCCCCUGAAGACCAAUUGUUUUUUGACGCGAGGAUUUUCCGACAUUUUUCUAAAAUACCAAUACCCUACGACGGAGAAGACGAAGAAGAAGAUGAGCCCAACAAUAACUCACCUACCCAAAUCCUGUCUCCUGAAGAAGAGGCGUAUUUUGAACCAACAUAUAAUGAACUGGUCAAUCACGAAAAGGUAGCCAUGGUCCUCCAACGGGCGAUUGAAGAUGGUGGUCGAUCUGAAAUAGAAAAUCAAGUGUCGUGCCACAUCACUCGUAUAAAUUCAGCGGUCAGCCAUAUUCCUGUCCAACUCCACAUUAACAUAUGGCUCAUGAAGAAAGGUGAAUAUCAGCUUUAUACCGUAUCCACAGCCUACAACUUGACGUACUACCUCCUCACUGCCACACGAUUCCCUGGGACUGGCAGUUUUUGCCGCGAGUUGUCAAACGAUCCUACAUGGCUCCAAGUCGUGAGCGAUCAAUGGACCGCCAAGGCGGUGUUCAAAGCUUACAGCCAAGGAAGACGAAUUCAACAAGUUGUUGAAGACCUCACUGGCACAGGGGAUGAAGAAUCUUCUGUUGGAAAACCAUCGGACAUUGUACGGACCAAUUUACGGCACAAACUGAACCAAUUACUAGGUGAAGCUCUUGGGGUUGAUAAUGUUGUCUUUCCAAAACAAAAAGACCCAGUGGGCAGGUUAGCUAGAAUGUAUCCAUACCUGACUGUUGUCCAGACCGAAGAAGCUACCCUCACCGUACAAGAAUUAGAUAUGGGAGCUGAUCAUAUCCUCACCAGCAUUCGACGCAAAUGGCUUAAAGAUAUUGAGACUGGGGCUUUCCAGAUAGUUCAUGAAUAA